UCCUCCUAUUUCUUUUGAUCUUUUCUUCUUUCCCUCUUUCUUUUCUCUGUCACUCACAUGGAAUGGAACCUCUACUUGAAGAUGACGAGGAGCAGCGAAUCCGCCGAGUCGACUCAUUCACCGAACCGGACCUGACUUCAACCAGCUCAAGCCUAUCCUCGAUACUCAGUGCGGAUGAUUCUAGAAGCUUGAUGAGUUCCGGCGAUAUAUCCGGAACGAGCGGGAGUUCCGGUGAGAUUUUAACGGCGGAGGCUGCAGUUCCGAGGUUUCUGGAGCCUGUAUCUUCUUGUGAGGAGUUGAAGAUGACGGUAACGGCGAGGCAGAAGUGCGUUGGGAGGAAUAAUAAGGGAGUGACAUGGGGGUUCACUUCGGUGAUCGGGAAUCGAAGAGAAAUGGAAGACGCUAUCGCCGUUAUACCGGCGUUCAUAUCCCGCUCGUGCGAUCACGUCGGAGGUUGCAUGGCUCCUGGUUCUAGAACAGCCGCUGAAAUCUCCCCUAUUCAUUUCUUUGGCGUCUAUGAUGGCCAUGGUGGCUCACAGGUGGCCAAAUUUUGUGCUGAAAGGAUGCAUGGAGUGAUAGCUGAGGAAUGGGACCGUGAAGUGGAUGAGAGCUCUGGGUGGCGAAGAAGAUGGGAAGUGGCAUUUUCCGGUAGUUUUGAGAGAACUGACAACGAAGUCUCGACUGCAGUUGCACCAGAUACGGUGGGAUCAACAGCUGUUAUCGUAGUUUUAUCCGGUUGCCAGAUUAUUACAUCCAAUUGUGGUGAUUCGAGGGCAGUGCUUUGCCGUGGAACUGAAACAAUUCCAUUAACUGUUGAUCACAAGCCUGAUAGGCAGGACGAGCUCAUGAGAAUUGAAAGGGAGGGAGGGAGGGUCAUAAAUUGGAAUGGCGCAAGGGUCUUUGGAGUUCUUGCAAUGUCCCGAGCUAUAGGUGAUCGCUAUUUAAAGCCAUGGAUAAUUCCAGUGCCAGAUGUUACCUUCACGACCAGGACCGAUGAGGAUGAGUGUUUGAUACUAGCCAGUGACGGGUUGUGGGAUGUGAUGACAAAUGAAGAGGCUGGGGAGGUGGCUCGCCGCCUAUUAAGACGGCGGAGUAGGAGGUCAGUGAUGGCUGAUGAUGGAGUGUCAUCAGCUCAAGCAGUAGCUGACAGUCUCACCGAAAUAGCCAUAGGAAGAAACUGUUCUGAUAAUGUUUCUGUCAUCAUCGUGGAUUUAAAAUCCAAGAGGAAACGCCAGCCAAGGCAGUGAAAAAAACAAAUGGUUCAGGUAUUAAUUUCCACUACCAAACAGAUCCAAAGUUUACUUCAAUCAGGUUUGGUUCUGCAAACCACUAAUCUUUGCUCUUAACUGGUUUGGCCGAGGGACUG
Messenger RNA from Hibiscus syriacus, 1366 nucleotides. Its product is annotated as protein phosphatase 2C 56-like. Gene Ontology annotation, molecular function: cation binding; protein serine/threonine phosphatase activity. The transcript has 4 exons. NCBI's taxonomy places the organism in Eukaryota, Viridiplantae, Streptophyta, Magnoliopsida, Malvales, Malvaceae. The record is from RefSeq and is a predicted model, not a curated record. The coding region runs from base 63 to 1247 and encodes 394 amino acids. Gene Ontology annotation, biological process: protein dephosphorylation.